Molecule: messenger RNA, 2792 nt
Organism: Tachyglossus aculeatus (Australian echidna)
Lineage: Eukaryota; Metazoa; Chordata; Mammalia; Monotremata; Tachyglossidae
Gene: PROZ
Product: protein Z, vitamin K dependent plasma glycoprotein
Exons: 11
Coding region: 568-1968 (466 amino acids)
Biological process (GO): blood coagulation; proteolysis
Cellular component (GO): extracellular region
Molecular function (GO): calcium ion binding; serine-type endopeptidase activity
Source: RefSeq, a predicted model, not a curated record
CCCAAGCCCUUGUUCUUUCCAGCAGACUUACUUACUCUAUGCAGAGUACUGUACUAAGCGCUUGGGAAAGCACACUACAGCAGAGUCGAUAGCGGUGAUCCGGGCCCAUAAGGAGGAUAGCAUCGACGGGCUCUUCCCUUAAAGGCAAACUAUGAAGAGUGAGUUAACCAGACACUGGUGUUUUCAGCCCUACUAGCCCAUAAGGGUAGGGUUUUUCUGUCACCACUGAAACUCCAGAUGGUUCUCCAUUGAAGACUCCUGAAAGUUUCCAAGAAAAGAAAAACACAAUCCAUCUGCUGCGACCCUGACCAAGGAGGCUUUGAGCAAACUGGUGGGGAUGAGGAGAAAGGGUUCUGACCAGGGACUCUUCCUAGCCCGUCGGAUCCAUCCAGAAGCAUUUUCCAAUCGCUCAGAGGUGAUUUGACAGUUGCUAAGAUCCCAUCCAACUGUGCAAAUGGAGCUGAAAAGAUCAGUGUGUGACCACAGCGCACAGCCUCCAGUUCCAUGAGUAGCAUGAAUGAACCCCUACUCUGCUAAGUUUGGGGGAGAGUGCGGCAGCAAGAGUAGAUGUGGUUGCUGCCUUCAGAGAGCCUCCAAUUUACAAAGGGAGGCAGACGUUCCAAUGAAUUACAGAUGAGGCAGCUGAGGCGCAGAACAGUGACCUGUGUCAAAGAAAACCUCACGGACUCGGCAUUGUCUUCAAGCAGAGAGACACAAGCCUGCGGUUGGGCUCAGAAGAGCGGCAUGGCUGGGGACUGGAGGAUUGUGGGGCUGCUCUUCCUGCACCUUUUAUUCCCUCAGACAGAGCAGGCAGUAUUUCUAUCACCUGCAAGAGCCAAUAAUGUUAUGGCAAGACAGAAGCGCGCCAGGUCCUAUCUUAUCGAGGAGGUUUUUGAAGGAAAUUUGGAGAGAGAAUGCCUUGAAGAAAGAUGUGAUUACGAAGAGGCCAGGGAAGUAUUUGAAGACAAAGCAACCACUGACAGAUUUUGGAGCCACUAUUCAGGUGGGCGAAAAUGUGCCUCAAACCCCUGCCUAAACGACGGAAAGUGCCAAGACAACAGCUACGGUUACAUCUGUCUCUGCCCGGAAGGAUAUGAAGGAAUUAAUUGUCAACACGGGAGCAGUAAAUGUCACCCCUUGACUCGAGGGGGCUGUCAACAAUUCUGCUACCCGGGGGUACGGUCCUUCAAGUGCAGUUGUGCAAGCGGCUACACACUUGGGGAGGAUGAGAAAUCGUGCUUUCCAAAAGAGGAGUGCGCAUGUGGAAUUCUGGAUCAGAAAGGUAACAAAACUGUCUUGGAAACCAAGGAGGCUCACCAUGAGUUCCUGUGGCAGGUGAAACUGAUGAAUUCAGAAGGAGAGGAGUUCUGCGGCGGGGUAAUAUUAAAGAAAAAUUUUGUGUUGACCACAGCUGAAUGUGCCCGCACGUAUGAAAACAUCAGCGUAGUAAGUAGUAACGCCACCGUGGACCCAACGCCGCUUGACGUUCACGUUCAGAGGAUCCACGAACACAUGCACUACGACCGGGAGACGGGAGAAAAUAACCUGGCGCUGCUAGAGCUGGCCGAGCCCAUUCGGUGCCGGGGCGGCCGAGUCCCCAUUUGCAUCCCCGAGAACGAUUUCGCCUCCUACGUUUUAAUCCCCAGGAUGUUGGGUGUGGUCAGCGGCUGGACGGUCGACGGAAACCAGCUGAGGGACUGGACGGUGGGAUGGGCCCACUCCCAUCUGCCCCACAAGGAAUGCGAACGGGAGGUGAACGGGACCGUGACGUCCAGGAUGUUCUGCGUGAAGGCGAGGGGUUUGGCGGCGAAGCCGCUGGUGAAAGGAAGUAUCGUGGCGACGGUAGACCGCAAGGCUUGGUUUCUGCUGGGGAUUCUGAACUCUCCGCCCGCCCAAGAGCCCGGACAGAGUCUUCUUUUCACCAAGGUUGCGAGAUACUCGCUGUGGUUCAGAAAAAUAAUGGGAUAAGUGCGUUCCAGCGCGCGGGGGCCUCCCUCCAGCUUCAGAUCAGACCACCGCUCUUAGCGCCUUGAGAACCAACUGAAAAAAUUCAUUCAGUCGUAUUUACUGAGCGCUUACUGUGUGCAAAGCACUGCACUAAGCGCUUGGGAGAGUACAACAGGCACAUUCCCUGUGCACAACCUGCUAACACCUCCUCCCUGAUGAAGGCCCUCUACAACGUAAGCUCGUUACGGGCAGGGAACGUUUCCACUGGCUCUGCUGUAUUGUACUCUCCCAAGCACUUAGUACACAGGAAACGCCCACUAAAUACCACUGAUUGGUAAGUCUUCCUUUCCCCUACUCACUCUCCCUUUUGCACUUAGUCCUGUACCCCUUAAACACUUAAAGGGCACCCUACUUUUCACCCCAUAGCCCUUAUGAACUUAUCUGUAUUCUCUGCCAUUUCCCCUAUCCAUAUUUAUUUCAGCGCCUGCCUCCGCCUCUAGACUGGUAAGCUCAUUGUGGGCAGGAAUCCUGUCUGCUAAUUCUGUUGUACCGUACUCUGCAAAACAGUAAGAGCUCAAAAAAUAUCACUGAUUAAUUACUGCCGAUGGCUCAACAGAAUAUUCACCAACGAAAAAGUAAUUCGCACUGUGACGACGAUGAAAAGGUAUCUCCAACUAGAAGUCUUACUUUUCUUUUCUAUUAGAGCUUUGUGACCAUUUUAGUCCUGGAGUCAAUCUAAAUCAUUUGUCUUGCUGCCAGUUAAACUUAUUACAGUUCAAUGGUUUGAAAUUCUAAUUUUAAGGUACUGUCAAAUGUUUAAAAUAAAUUUUUCCCAUUACCUCUCA